Messenger RNA from Quercus robur (English oak), 3366 nucleotides. Its product is annotated as pentatricopeptide repeat-containing protein At4g21065-like. The record is from RefSeq and is a predicted model, not a curated record. The transcript has 2 exons. Gene Ontology annotation, biological process: RNA modification. NCBI's taxonomy places the organism in Eukaryota, Viridiplantae, Streptophyta, Magnoliopsida, Fagales, Fagaceae. The coding region runs from base 443 to 2713 and encodes 756 amino acids. Gene Ontology annotation, molecular function: protein binding; zinc ion binding; RNA binding.
GUGUGGUGAAGAACGUGUUGUGUUGUGUUGUGUUGUGCUGUACGUCUCCAGUUCCAUCCACCACGUUACAAUGAAUGAGUUUAUGGACGAGUUGAAUCCAUCAAUGAUCAGCAUAGGCGUUUCUAAUAAGUGCUGAGUUUAUUUAUUUAUUUUAUUUUACAUCACUCCAUAAUGAGCAAAAACCAGAGAAUGAUGUUAGAUUAAAGUGAUUGUUGUUCAUCCAUUUCCAACACCAACGCAGAUUUUUCUUUCGUUUAUCUCAAAUCUCAAUUGCUUUAUCCUUUCCGUUGUGGGCCUUAGUAGCUUUCUGGGUCUAGCUAAUACUACUUGGAAAAAAAAAAAAUUUUAAGAUAUUUUCUCAGCAACCAUAUUGAUAUUGGAUGAUUACAAAGCAUUAUUAGAAUAUGAUGUUGGAUUGGUUUCAGUCUCAGAGGUUUAAAAAAUGAGAUGGACUUGUCUGAACACUAGGUCCUUUAGCUCUACUACAUUUUUCAAACAAACCCAUUUGUUCUCCCUGCUUUCCUUAACCAUAAACACCACUAAGUUUGAGUUUCAUGGUAUUCAAUCCUACUGCUACCACUCAACAAAUAAGUCAGCAAUUGGGUUACUUCAUGCUAAGGCUGUUAAGAGUGGUUCUUUUCAAAAUUUGAGUGUGGUUAAUUAUAUUCUGAGCCUGUCUGUGAAAUCUCAAUAUUUGGAUUAUGCACAAAAGGCGUUUGAUGAAAUUCCUGACAGAGAUGUCCGGACGUGGACGAUUCUCAUGUCUGGAUAUGCUCGAAUUGGGGCUUCUCGAAUGGUGUUGGACCUCUUUAGAGAGAUGCAAAUUGAGGGUGUUCUUCCUAAUCAAUAUACAUUGUCAAGUGUUUUAAAGUGUUGUUCCAGUGUAAGUGAUCUACGAACAGGUAAGGGAAUUCAUGGGUGGAUAUUGAGAAAUGGGAUUAAUUUGGAUGUUGUAUUGGAGAACUCUAUUCUUGACGUUUAUGUGAAGUGCGGGGCCUUUGAUUAUGCAAAGAAAUUAUUUGAAUUGAUGGUUGAGAAAGAUGCCGUGUCAUGGAAUAUAAUGGUUGGUGCAUAUCUGCAUAUGGGAGAUAUGGAGAAGUCUCUUAAUAUGUUCAGGAGUUUGCCCUACAAAGAAGUUUCAAGUUGGAAUACGAUCAUAGAUGGGCUAAUGCAAAAUGGGUAUGAAAGAACUGGACUGGAACUACUAUAUGAGAUGGUGAAAAAUGGACCUGCUUUCAAUAAAGUUACUUUUUCCAUAGCAUUGGUUUUGGUUUCUUCUUUAUACAUCAUGGAGUUUGGGAGACAAAUACAUGGCCGUAUUCUGAGGAUUGGUUUACAAAAAGAUGGGUUUGUGAGGACAUCACUUAUAGAUAUGUAUUGUAAGUGUGGGAAAAUGGAAAAAGCAUCAAUGAUCUUCAGAAAAAUGCCUCUGAAUGGUGUGAGAAAUCAAAACUCCAAGAUUACUUUCGAUGAAUCAAUGACAGAAAUUGUUUCAUGGAGUUCAAUGGUUUCUGGAUAUGUUCGGAACGGGGAGUAUGAAGAGGCUAUGAAAUUGUUUAUCUCUAUGGUCUGGGAACAAGUUGAGGUGGACAAAUUUACUACUACAAGCAUUGUUUCUGCAUGUGCUAAUGCUGGAAAUUUGGAACUUGGUCGCCAGAUCCAUGCAUAUGUUCUGAAAGUUGGGCACACAAUGGAUGUUCACCUUAGUUCCUCGUUAAUUGACAUGUAUGCUAAAUGUGGAUGCUGGGAUGAUGCUUGGACAACUUUCAAGCAAACUGCUAAUCUGAAUGUUGUGUUGUGGACUUCAAUGAUAACUGGCUGUGCUUUACAUGGGCAGGGGAGGCAAGCUGUUUGUCUUUUUGAGCAAAUGAUGUGUGAGGGAAUUAAACCAAAUGAGGUUACUUUUGUAGGGGUUUUAACUGCAUGUAGCCAUGCAGGGUUGCUUGAAGAAGGCUGCAAGUAUUUCAGGUUGAUGAAGGAAUUUUAUGGCAUUAAACCUGGAUUUGAGCACUUCGCUUGUAUGGUUGAUCUUUAUGGUCGAGCUGGUCACUUGGAUAAGGCAAAGGAUUUUAUUCAUGAAAAUGGUAUCUCUCACUUGAGUGGAGUCUGGAGAUCAUUUCUAUCUUCUUGUAGACUUCACAAAAAUAUUGAGAUGGGAAAGUGGGUUUCUGAAACACUUCUUCAGCUUGAACCAUUAGAUGCAGGAACUUAUAUUUUGUUAUCAAACAUGUGCGCUACCACUGAUAGCUGGGAAGAGGCAGCUAAAGUGAGGAGCUUGAUGCAAAAGAGAAGGGUUAACAAAGUCCCUGGUCAAUCUUGGAUCCAACUGAAGAAUCAAGUCCACACUUUUGUCAUGGGAGAUAGGUCGCACCCACAAGACAAAGAGAUAUAUUCGUACUUAGAUGAGCUGAUUGGAACAUUGAAGGGAAUUGGGUACUCAUCUGAUGUGAAACUGGUGACACAGGAUGUAGAAGAAGAACAAAGGGAAGUGCUUCUUGGGUAUCAUAGUGAAAAACUUGCAAUUGUUUAUGGCAUCAUUAGCACAACUUCUGAGAUACCAAUUCGGAUAAUGAAGAACCUUCGGGUUUGUACUGACUGUCAUAGUUUUAUCAAAUAUACUUCUCAGCUUUUGCAUAGAGAAAUAAUCGUGAGAGAUAUUCAUCGAUUCCAUCAUUUUAAGCAUGGUCAGUGCUCUUGUGGAGAUUUCUGGUGAGCAAAGCCUGAGGAUCUCCUGCAUCUAAUCUUGCAAAGUCAUAAAUCAUUCUAGUGACAGUCUGCGGUCACCAUAAUUGGGAAGCACUUCACAUCUUAUUUUAUUUAAACCCUGUGAUGGAGCUAGAUAGAAAUUCAAUCGAGAAAGAAUGUAGCUCACAUUUGAUAAUUCUAGAAGACAAGCUUCCUAGUCCUCUCUUUUCAUCAUGAAAAUGCAGAUCAGUAGUCCCUGACUGAUAAUGAGAGAAAGUCAAUAUUGAAGAGGAAGAAGAAGAGCGACAAAAAAAAAAAAAAAAAAAGACUGAGGAAUCAGCCUACUUGAUAUCUCUCGUGCUCUGGAUUUACUAUGAUUGUGAUUAUCAAAAUACCAUAUGAGGUGAGUAAUUUAAACGUAAAAUGUUAUACUCUUGAAAGGUGAAUGGUUUAGAACUGCAGAUUUAGUGUCGCUGCCUUGAGGUUGAGGUAGCUUUGUUGGGAAGACAGGAUCCCCAUUAUUGAUUCAGUGAGAAGUAUUAAACUGUAUGACGCAAAAUUAGACAGUUUCUAUUCUUCUCUAAAUCUCUGUUUUGAGUCUUGCAUUUUGUUAGAGCUAACUACUAGAGAUGAGAUGUGUUACCGAAUAUCUAACAUGUUACCGAAUCCACUGUUGAAUCA